Molecule: messenger RNA, 2823 nt
Organism: Colletotrichum acutatum
Lineage: Eukaryota; Fungi; Ascomycota; Sordariomycetes; Glomerellales; Glomerellaceae
Product: PHD-finger domain-containing protein
Exons: 1
Coding region: 1-2823 (940 amino acids)
Biological process (GO): regulation of DNA-templated transcription
Cellular component (GO): Set3 complex; Rpd3L-Expanded complex
Source: RefSeq, a predicted model, not a curated record
AUGACCGAAAAGCCCCAGCCGCUGUCGACGCAGACCGCGACUCCUAGUCAGACCCUCUUCGCUCCGAGCGUACCAGUCUCAACACACAAUGUGCCACGCAAGGCCGAGACGGUAGAGGAAGAAGAGCCGUACACGAUCAAGUGUAUUUGCAACUUCACUGACGAUGAUGGAAACACGAUCUAUUGCGAGACAUGUGACACGUGGCAGCACAUCGACUGCUUUUACCCUCACAGUCGCGAGGAGGCCCUUCGGGAAGACUUUGCCCACUCGUGCGCUGAUUGCAAGCCGCGCCCCCUAGAUCGACAAAAGGCCAUCGAGCGAACACGGCGACUAAAGAAUGGUCCCACGACAGAAACCAUACCGGAUAAGAAGGCCAAACGGCCGCCAUCCAAAAGCCACAAGAAGAAGCCAAAGCCAACGGACUUGCAGUUGAAUGGCCACCCUGUGGGCCAGGAGAAUGCAAAGCACGGAAGCCCGAGCGACCACCCACACCCAACCAAGAAGGUGAAGUCGUCCCAUCGGCCAUCACAUUCGAUCAGUUCUCAGAACGCAAAGCGAAGUCCUUCGUACGGAAAUGGUGGGCGAUCACAACCCAACGGUCACCCCCCAAGCCCAGCAACUACUCCCCCGGACCUUCCGAGCGAUUUCCAAAUACACAAUUACUCGGACGGCUUUUUGUCAAUGAGCAAAGAAGCAGACAUCCCCAUUACUCGCAUCAAUUCCUUUGCAAGCCUCUUCGUUUCCAACACCUUGUCAGUUUGGCUUCGGGAACCAGAUCGUAUGAGGCAAGAGACGGGCGAGGAAUUCAACGAUGUCUUUGCCAAGCUGCCGAAAGACAUUGACGCUCGCAAGCGUCAGCUUCAUGUCGAGAGCAAGAAAAUUCCUGUCUCGCCAGAGACGACAUUACGAUGGCAAUACCUCGCUACCCCUGCCGCCAUUGAGAAGGACGUCCCUUUGAUUGAACUCAACGGCGUGAUCGGAUUCCAAAAGGACUACUGCGCAGAUCCCGAAAACCUAUGGGAGGAACUCUCGUCCCCGCUACCUUUUGUUUUCUUCCACCCAAUGCUUCCUUUGUACAUUGAUACCAGGAAAGAAGGAUCGAUGGCUCGCUUCGUUCGAAGAAGUUGCAAGCCCAAUGCCCUGCUGGAUACUUACCUAUCAGGCCAAUCCGAGUAUCACUUCUGGCUCAUGAGCGAUAGAUACAUCGCGGCAAACGAGCAAAUUACACUUCCCUGGGACUUCAGGCUACCUAAGAAAUUCCAGGCACGGUUAGUGCAUCUUCUGGGUCUCGCCGACGACGACACCAAUACUCAGAACGAGUCUGAAAUGGAUGAGGCUGAGUACCAAACACUAUCGGGCUGGAUUCAUCGGAUAUUGUCCGAGUACGGCGGCUGUGCGUGUGACUUGGGUGCAAACUGUGCCUUUGCUCGCUUCCACAGACAACACCAAGCGAAGGUUCAGUCUCGGCCUCUCGCAAAGAAGAAGCAACGAAAGCCAAAAACCCAUACCAUCUCCCCCACCAGCACCGGACACGCUACAAACAGUCGCGCAGCCAGCGAGGGACACCAAGACGACGCCGACAACGACGGUCGGUCAGUUUCUGAGCGCAGCAAACCGCCUAGUCGUGAUCGCACGCCCGUACGCCAGGGUUCAUUGGAUCGGCCAGGUAUACUCACAGAACCCACUGACAGGGACAAGCGUAAGGUUCAAAUGGUUGAAGACUCAUUCCGACGGAUGGAACAGCAACAGCCUCCGCGCAAGAAGAAGCGAACAUCCGAUGGCACGGCAUCCACUUCCGGUUCUUCCAAGACGAAACAACGGAGCUCAACCAGCAACGCAUCCAGCGGCACUACACACUACGUCGAUGCGGGAACAUCUCGAAGCAAGUCGAAUUCCCCUUCAAGUGGCGUGUCACCAACGGCACAGAAUCCGUUCAAGGCACCUGCCUCCAGAGCCGAGUCGGUUGGUUCCCAGUCUGGGCGAACAUCAUCCACUCCUCGUCCCGUCUACUGCGAUGCCGGUGUACAAACCGACCCUGUCGAGGGCGAGUGGUACAGUGAGCCCGUUCAAACACCCAGGCCACGACGACGUAUCAUUUCUCUUUCGCAACGGCUGCUCAAUAAUCGACACCGCCUACGCUGUGAUGAAGUAGAGAGACGCAAGUCACUCUCUUCUCUGACCGCUCAGGAGCCAACACCCAUGGACGUGGAUCAACCAGCUGAGAUCAAGCCUAGUGCUGAAUCUUCCCCGCCCUCCAAGACUAUUGGCAACCAAGCUCGCGACACAUCGCCAGCCGCCCCCCCUGCUGGCGACGUCGUGAUGUCGGAUGCUGCUACAAGUUCGCCAAGCACGGUAAAAUCGCCCCUGCAGGCCGACAGUGUUUCAGAUGCACCCGCGAAUGGCUCAAGCAGCCCGUUGAAGAUGAGAUCACCGGAGUUACGAGUCACGAUGCCGCCGGUUCCCGCCUUCAAUGGACCCACAUCGGCGACACCCAGUGCCACAACGCCAUCGACAAUCCAGUCGCCGUUCUCCGCAAGCAGUCUACCGAGUCCUUUUGCUCCGACUGCAGUCAAUGGUGUUGCGGCACAUCCAAGUCCGGUUAAGAAGAAGUUGAGCCUUAGCGAUUAUACCAAGAGCAGGAUGAACAAGGCCAAGCCUGCUGGCGCUCUGAAGACCUCAUUGUCUGGCACCGAGGAGACGAAGCCAACGCUCGAUGCUAUUGUCGAUUCUCCAGUGGUUGAGAAGAGUGCGGAUGUUCUUACACCCGUUACGGGCAACACGAUCAACUCGAAUCCUGCGGCUACGGCCGCCAACACGCUGUAA